Molecule: messenger RNA, 3081 nt
Organism: Schistocerca gregaria
Lineage: Eukaryota; Metazoa; Arthropoda; Insecta; Orthoptera; Acrididae
Exons: 7
Coding region: 1114-2757 (547 amino acids)
Molecular function (GO): protein binding
Source: RefSeq, a predicted model, not a curated record
UUUUUUUAUUUGUUUUUCCUUCAGAGUGGCGGGCUUUUCAGAAAGAUUUUGUGUCGUGUGUAAUUUUUGGUGCAGUUUCGAGCUGACAGCUGCAGACAUGUCAGUUAUCAACUUAAGUCGUAUAAAUUUAGAAAGUCCAGUAAAUAUGUUCGCGAUAGCAAUAUUGGUCAAAGAUGUCCCCGAGAAAGCUGCAGGAUUUUGCAAACAUCGAAUAAACAAGUUUUAUACUCCCUAAUUCACUUUCUAAUGUGAUUGUAUUCAGUGCACGUUGCCCAUUGGUUACUAUCAUUUGAUGAUCAAAAUUGAUUCAUAUAAAGUUUUCAAAUCUUAACACGCCGCUCAAACAUUUUGGAUUUUCAAUUGACGCGCAUUCUUUAAUAUGAUAAAAUAAUUUGGCGUGUGUUUAAGACUUCAAAUAUAAAUGAUUAACGUUUUCAGUAAUUUCAUUGCUCGCCGUAAUUAUAGCGCAUUGGCAAUAUGGGUUCAUAUGUCGAAAUACCUGUAGGUUCAAGCCAGUCAACACGGUAUGAAACUGUUCAUUUAUUGGUUAAUUUGGCGAAAACUUGUAGCUUAUUCAGUUGUAGUUGCAUAUUAUCAAGCUAGGAAGUUCGUUACAACUUUCUGUUCCACAUUUUUAACAUGCAUUUCGAACGUGGAUAAAUUAAUUUUAUAUGUAGGUCUCACCGUGAUAGAUCUUUGUCUAAAAGAAGGACAGAUAGCCGAGGUAAGGACUGCCUGACAGAUAUUUGAGCCCAAUGCAAUUGGGAGAAGAUUGGUUAUAAUUAACGUUAGAUUGGGUUUGCCUAAAUCACGUGAAUCAAAAAGAAUAUUUGCUUCUUGAACAGGGAUAUUAAAAGCUCCCUCUCUCAUCCUGACACGGCUGUGGUAGUCAGAUUUGUAUUGACGUAAGUGUUUAGUAGAUGUUAAACCCUAAACUUCGUUCCUCAUUACAUUAGGCGUGUAUAUCAGUGUGUCUCCCGUAUAUUGUGGUAGCUAGUCGUUCUCGAGUUGGUUAUUUGGAAGUUUCUUCCCAUGAGCACUAUUUCCAUGUUGACAGUAAUUUGCUCUGAAUGAGAGGAAGAUGCAGUUGAAGAAGAAACAUAUUAUUACUGGAUGGACAUAAUGGAGUGGACACCAUUAAUGCACGCUGCUAGAAAUGGUGAAGUGGAAACAGUUCAGAAACUCUUGAAAUCUAAAGAAAAAAUUCAUUUAAAAAAUAUGAUGGGAGCUAAUUUACUUACGUUAUCUGCUGCAAGUGGCAAUAAAUCAGUUUUUAAAAUGAUACUUGGAGAAAUGAAGAACAUGUCAGCUGAAAAUACGGUGGAUCUAUCUUGGGGUUUGCGGGUUGCUGCACUGUUUGGCCACACAGAUAUUGUCCAGUUCAUACUGAAUGCUAAAUGUGAUCCCAAUGCAAAAGAUCCUGUGUCUGGAGCCACUGCACUGAUGCUAGCAACAUCAUGUGGACACUAUUCUGUUGUGAGACUGAUUCUGGCAUAUGGUGCACUCGUUCACAGUACAAAUGUGUUCUGCCAGUCAGCUAUUGAUAUAGCUGAAUCAAAGCAGUAUAAUGAUCUUGUAGAACUCUUGAAAACGAAAGUAGCACAUGAUAGCAAAAAGUUUCGUCCCAACUUCUUGAUGCCUUUAGAAAUGCCAAAAAUGGAUUAUAGAGUCAAAAAAUUAGAUACAGUUUCAGGUGCCACAGAUAUCCUUUCAAAGACAGCUGCUUCUCCUACAGCUAACAGGUUCAAUUUUGCAACAGAGGAAUUGUUGUCUCCCCAGUCUACAUAUAUGCCAAAAGUAGCAGACCCCGUUUAUUUGUCACCUAUGACUUCGCUGCAAAUGUGUGGCUGUGAAACUUAUAGUCCUGGUGACUCCGUCUUUCUUUCUGAAUAUCAAGCCUGCAAGAAAACAGAUGACAAAACGAAACAAAUUGUUUCUCAGCCUGGUAAGGCAGUGGAAAUGGAGCGUUCGUCAAAUGAUGUGCGUUAUUACCUCAGUCCACACAAUUGUCAUUUCCCUAAAAAGUUUGAGGUUCCAAAAAAGCAAGAAUUUUCAAGAAACAUUGAGAAAAGCAUUCAGGAAGAAAAGUUUCAAGAUAAUUUUGAACUUUCUUAUAACAAAAUGUUUCAAUAUGGCACGUGCAGUCAGCCCAGUUCUCCAUAUUCUCCUUCACCAAAUCCUGUUUCACCAACAUCAAGAAAUGUAUUCUCACAUAGUGACCCUUCUGUAAUUGAUGAACUGAAUGGUGGAACUGAGAGACAGAAACGUAAAAAGAAAGCCUUUUGGCAUGUUAUAAGGAGAAGGGUGCGCAGUCUUGCACAUGAUAAAAAUGGGUACCAUUUUUACCAUCCUUACUGUGAUUCUGCUGUUUUUCAAAAAAGCACAAUAUCAUCUCCUCGCGUUUGGAUGGACGAUAAUCUGAAAUUCAAGUCUACUGAGGCAAAUCCAGAAGGAGAAAAGGAUGAGUCUACUUGUAAAAUGGUAGUAUCUCCAUUUUCUUCCAAUGUGGAAUCUGAAAAAAGCUAUAAAAAUACUCCAUCUGUUCAGAAAGAAAGGCCGGUUAAAAGCAAGUUUAAGGAGUUCCUUUGUGCAAAUGGGCUUCAUCAUUGUAUUGACAUACUUUUUGAACAUGAGCUUGAUUUGGAGACAUUCUUUGAACUACGUGACAUGGACCUUAGAGAAAUUGGAAUAACCAGCAGAGAGGACCGCAGGAAGAUUCUGAACGUUAUUGCUUCCCAAAGCCAUUACUGUACUUGACUUCUGUGAAUAGAUUUGUGUAAAAUAUUAAUUGCAUAACUCUGGACAAGGCAUAGUCCUUUGUUGUUUGUGUGUGUGUGUGUGUGUGUGUGUGUGUGUGUGUGUUUGUUUUACUUGUUAUGUUGUAUAUUUGAUUCAAUUUGUAGAUGGCGAUUGACUAUAAUGUAAUUAAAAAAUGGACAGUAGCAAAAACAUAUAAUGUAAAACUACUAAUUAAACACUCAGUAAAUUGUGGAUAAAUUUCUCUCACUUUGUUGCAUCCAGUAUUUUUGUAAUGAGAACCUUAACAGAAAUAGGAACUGAUUGUCCAUUUAUGGUGUCUAC